GAGAGUUCGGGCCUCACAACGUCUCCGCCGCUGCCCUGGGAAGCCGCUCGGGACGGGGCACUGCAGCCGGGCGGAGAUGACCGACUGCGAGUUCGGCUACGUGCGCGCGCUGGCGCAGGACUACCUGGAGCAUGUCCUGCAGUUGUCCGCGGCGGAGGCCCAGCCCGGCAGGGUCGCCCGGCUGCUGCGAGACGUGGCCUCGUCGGUCCAGAAGGAGGUGGAGAAGACUCUGCAGCCGUGCCUGGACAGCCUGGACGUGCAGUCGGUGGACGCCGCCCGUGUGCUGUUCCGCGCCGUCAUGCAGAAGGAGUUCGAGGACGGCGUCGUCAACUGGGGCCGGAUUGUGACCGUGUUCGCCUUCGAAGGGAUUCUCGUCAAGAAGCUGCUCGGAGCGCAGGGGGCCGCGGACGAGGACGCUUACCAGGAGAUCUCCCACUUCGUGGCCGAGUUCAUCACGAAACACACAGGAGAAUGGAUACGGCAGAACGGAGGCUGGGAAAAUGGCUUCAUAAAGAAGUUUGAACCCAAAUCUCAUCGGCUGACUUUUCUGGACGUUAUAGGAAAGGUCUGCACAAUGUUCUCUCUCCUGAAGCAAUACUACUAACUGAAAAGGACACUCGUAUUGUGAAACACACAGACUUAACAGGACUCUUGCAAGAAGAAUUGCGGACACUUUUCUUCUGCUUCUGGACAACCAACCUCCAUGAUGCAACCCAAUGUUCCACAGUGAUGAAUAAAUCUAAUAUAUGUGUG
Phyllostomus hastatus (greater spear-nosed bat) is the source of this 753-nucleotide messenger RNA. It is a transcript of the gene BCL2A1, whose product is annotated as BCL2 related protein A1. Gene Ontology annotation, biological process: positive regulation of apoptotic process; extrinsic apoptotic signaling pathway in absence of ligand; mitochondrial fusion. NCBI's taxonomy places the organism in Eukaryota, Metazoa, Chordata, Mammalia, Chiroptera, Phyllostomidae. The record is from RefSeq and is a predicted model, not a curated record. Gene Ontology annotation, molecular function: channel activity; protein heterodimerization activity; protein homodimerization activity. Bases 77 to 604 code for a protein of 175 amino acids. The transcript is spliced from 2 exons. Gene Ontology annotation, cellular component: mitochondrial outer membrane.